GAUGCCGCAGUGUCGGCAAGUUACGGCUGUCGCAUCUGGUCCGGUUGAUUCGGCCCAGAAUCUGAAAGUGCAGAUGGAUCCGGGCCGAUGGACAAGUCUCUAACAGGUGAAAAUUUAACUGAAAAUGGCCCGAGUGUACGGAGAGGGAUUGUGUAUGAGGUAGAUGUAAAUAGCCAGCAAACGUCAAAUUGGUAAGUUUUCACUAGACUUUAGUGGAGUCAGCAGUUCGCUUGACAGUAAAUAAGGAUCUAAUCCUAAAGUGUCUAUUUUUUUUUAAUACCAUUGUUUUCCGUUGUUGUUUAAGUGUUAUUUUGGUUUCUGAUCACCAAGGAGAGGCUACGCAAGGUCCUAAAGAUGAUGGCGGCCGCAACAACAAAGUCACGUGACUGAAACCCAUGAAUAAGAAUCUUACGGGUCACUGUACGUCCAUGUGUCUUGUCCAAUUCAGCAAGUAGAUGGCGUCUUCCCAUAACACAGCCUCCUGAAGAUAGCUGAGUCACAUCUCCACACGCGUUCACUGAAGACACUUCCGAGGCUGUAUUUCGCGCUCUAACACCAUGCUGACGAUCACUCUGAAGACCCUCCAGCAGCAGACGUUCAAAGUGCAGAUCGACGAGGAGCUGACGGUAAAGGCUCUUAAAGAGAAGAUAGAGGAAGAAAAGGGGCAAGAUGCUUUUCCAGCUGUCGGUCAAAAACUAAUCUAUGCAGGCAAAAUUUUGAAUGACGAUAUACCUCUAAAAGAAUACAAGAUAGAUGAGAAGAACUUUGUCGUGGUGAUGGUUACAAAGCCCAAAUCUGCAGCACCGCCACAAGCUCCUGCUCCCGCGCCGGCAGCUGCCGCUACCGUUACCGCAACUGUCGACAAAACCCCUGCACAUCCGCCCUCAACUCCUGCUGCACCUCCUGCUGUCUCCACAGUGCCUGUAUCGACCCCCACUCCCGCUCCCAUAGAACCAGCGGCAUCAGCGGAGCCGCCCGCGCCGCCCAUCACAGCGCCCCCUGCUGCCUCGGAGACUGCUGCGGAAAAGCCUGAGCCUGUUAGCGCGACUCCCGCUCCGAUCUCAGAAGAGGAGAACCAGGAAGCCCAAGAGGAGCAGGCCAUUGCCCAAUCAGAAGCCAGCAUUACAGAUGAAUUUGGUCUUUUAGAAGCAGCUGCGUCCAUACUAGUUACAGGUCAAGCGUAUGAGAAUUUGGUGACAGAAAUCAUGUCAAUGGGUUAUGAGAGAGAACAGGUGAUUUCCGCCUUACGAGCAAGUUAUAACAAUCCGGACAGAGCCGUGGAGUAUCUGCUUAUGGGUAUUCCCACAGAAUCCGAGCAGCCACCGCAGGAAGUAGUGCGGCCCACGCCAGUGUCCAACCCCACCCCUCCAGCACCACAGCGACCUCAGCCGCCGCCCGCCGCAGCCGGUGUGGAGUCGGGAGCGGCGCAGGCCUUGGCGAACCCGUUGGAGUUCCUGAGGAACCAGCCGCAGUUCCAGCAGAUGCGUCAGAUCAUCCAGCAGAACCCGGCGCUGCUGCCAGCGCUCCUGCAGCAGCUUGGCCGAGAUAACCCGCAGCUCCUGCAGCAAAUCACGCAGCAUCAGGAGCGAUUCGUGCAGAUGUUGAACGAGCCACACGUAGGCGAAGCCGGAGCCGCUGAAGCUCCCAGCGCACCACAGACCAACUACAUCCAGGUCACGCCGCAGGAGAAGGAGGCCAUCGAGAGGUUAAAAGCUCUGGGGUUUCCAGAGGGACUCGUCAUCCAAGCCUACUUCGCCUGCGAGAAGAACGAAAACCUCGCCGCGAACUUCCUGCUCCAGCAGAACUUUGACGAUGAGUGAACGUUAACCGUUUAGACGUGACGACACUCGGAGGAUGGCAACGGAGAGAAUGCAAGCGCUAGGCCGCAUGUUGCGUGCGCGUGUGUAUGUGUGCGUUAAAGCGAAUUGGACGUCGACUGGCCUUCCAUGAUGAUUUUCAUGGAGUUUAAACUGAAGCCAUGAUGUGACGUUAUAAUCAGCACAGCUAAAAAAUUUUUUCGAUAGAUAUAGCCGAUCCUUUACGACGAGGUGUCCGUUGUAUGUCUGGUUUCUGCUGCUAUCUCUGCUGUGUGCGUCGAGUGAGGUUUUAUUUAUCACAGUUAAACCCUGCCAAAAAAACUCUCAAGGUCAUCGCUCAUUUCUCACAAUUGUUUUUCAGUAUUAUUAAUAAUGAGACGUUUCAGUCGAAGUAGAUGCCAAAUUGAAUUAGCCACCAAUGAAAACAAGCCUUUGAUGGAUAGACGUACAUCUUUUCAACACGUCGUACCAUUUUUGUUGCGUUUUCUCCACUGGAACAAUUUUGGAAAUAUCAAAAUUAAAUAUGGUGUCUACUUUAUGCCAUGUUAUGUCAUAUUUAGUGUUUACUUUUCUUUCAUUAUUAGCCUCUACUGUGUGAAAUACAACGUUUAUGCGGUGGACGUCACCAAACUACUUUUCAACUCAUCUGUUCCCCUACAUCAAACAAUUAAUAUUAAAAAUAAACCAAAUUUUCUGCGCUGCAUGGGUAUGUUAGUAUCUUUAAACCCAUGUUUAAAAUAAGUCGAUAACGUCUACAAUCAUGAGUUUUUGGUAAAAAAAAAAACAGCAUUGAUAGUUGAUAUGUGACAAUCUAGUUGGCUAAUUAACUAGAUUUUAUUUUCAAGUUUAUUUCUGUUAUUUGAUAGGGCAUGUUUAACAAAAAUCAAAAAUUCUGUCACCAUUUACUCACCCUCAAUUUCUU
Molecule: messenger RNA, 2739 nt
Organism: Sinocyclocheilus rhinocerous
Lineage: Eukaryota; Metazoa; Chordata; Actinopteri; Cypriniformes; Cyprinidae
Gene: rad23ab
Product: RAD23 homolog A, nucleotide excision repair protein b
Exons: 10
Coding region: 558-1820 (420 amino acids)
Biological process (GO): proteasome-mediated ubiquitin-dependent protein catabolic process; nucleotide-excision repair
Cellular component (GO): cytosol; nucleoplasm
Molecular function (GO): damaged DNA binding; proteasome binding; ubiquitin binding
Source: RefSeq, a predicted model, not a curated record